Molecule: messenger RNA, 805 nt
Organism: Meloidogyne enterolobii
Lineage: Eukaryota; Metazoa; Nematoda; Chromadorea; Rhabditida; Meloidogynidae
Source: the annotation of a GenBank genome assembly
CCUCUAUUUAAUGUACCCCGCUAUAAGCGACUUGUCCACUAUAUAGAGGUUUGUUUAAAUAGUGGGAAUUUUAAUUUAGAAAAUUUUUUGACUAAAAAGAGUGAAAAAAAUUAUUUUUAGAGUCAAAAGACAUGCAACUCGAAUGGUUUUUGUAGUUAUUUUAACUUUUGGAUUCUGUUGGUUACCUCAAAAUUUUCGUUUUUUCCUUCAAGGAUUAAAUUAUCCACAAGCUAGUUUUUGGGAGCAUAAUGAAAAAAUACUUUUACUUGUCCAGUCAGUUGUGCAAACAAUGGCUUAUGCAAAUAGUUGUGUUAAUCCUAUACUUUAUGGUCUUCUAUCAGAACGUUUCCGAAUAGCCUUUCGUCGAACAAUUUCACGCUUUUUAAUUUGUUUGUGCCCAACACUAAUAAAUCCAAGUUUAACCCCUUCCCCAGCAUCUUUUGCUAAUAAUUAUUCUCUUCAACUACAUAGAAAUUCAUUGCAUCCCUCAAAUAAUUCAAUUAAAAGACCUUCCUCUACCGUUAAUUUUGGGGGGACAACAACAACAAAUUUGUUAACUGAAUAUAGCAAUAAUAGAGACAAUGGGUGGAUUAAUAAUAAAAUUAAUGGAUUAAAUAAUAGUACUCCUUCAAUCUACAGUCAAAAUUCAUUAGAUGAACAUCGAAAAAAUUCUCAACAAUCAUUACAGUUACUAGCUACUUUAAAUGGAAAUAAAUUGAUGACUUUGGGUGAAGAAAAAAUAGACAGUAGUAAUAUUAAUGAAGAUAUUGAAGAUUAUAAUGAUGAGGAUGUUGUUCUUUUGUAG